UGAAACGUGCUCAAGGCAAAACAACAAACAGUAUUAAUAUGAUAAGGUUUUUUUAUUGCCAGUCUGCAGGUCCGGUGGCAGGCGCAUCUUGUUCCAAAUUUGGUUCCCGUGCAACGGCAAUGAUUGGCGGCGUUUUGACAACAACAGGGAUGCUCAUUUCCUCACAAGCUACGGACAUCCUAUUCCUCAUCUUUAGUCUUGGUAUUUUUACCGGAAUUGGAAUAAGUCUGUCCUUCAACCCGGUUUUCGUCUCACUUGGGAUGUACUUCAAUAAACGGCUGAAAUUAGCGUUUGGCUUGGCAGCAACUGGUGUGGCUACUGGGCAACUGGUGUUUCCACCUUUAUAUAACUAUCUUAUUGACCAAUACGGAUGGAGAGGGUCUAUGAUGAUUUUAGCCGCUGUGACGUUUCACUCAGUUGCUGCUGGCGCCCUCAUCCGACCACUGAAGACCAGAAAAGUUAAAGGAUCAUCUAAAAACAAACGACUUUCAACUAAAUCUAAUAAUAUUAAACUUGAGGAGACCCACUUUGGUAAUCUAAAUAACAAUGAGGGGAAAGAUGAAGUUGGAACCGACGGUCAUUUAAAGAUCAAUUCCUCACUCGAAACACCUGCUGCACAUGGAUUAGACACAGAUGAAGUUUUCAUGACAAGAAAUGAUGUCCCGAGUGACAAUAAGGACGACUCACACUCUUUGGUCUCUAGUUUAGAGGUAGGAUUUUCUGCCAUGGAGAAUAGAUACUGGAACAACUUCAUCAUAGCAAAACUAGAACAUUCACACGAGGAGCGGUUUGUGAAUGCCGCACAGGACUCCUUCACCCAAUUACCAAAAUAUGUGCCUUUCUGCAGUCGAGUAAGGAUACAUCUCAGGAAAACUCCGACAUUCAUAAACAAAUACUUUUGUCUUUCAAGUCUCCUCUGUAAUCGCAUGUUUGUUAUUGAAAUGAUUAUUUCUGCAUUGCAUGGUUAUGGAUGGGCUUCGACUACAUAUCACACGGUUGCACGAGCUGAGUCUGUUGGGAUUGGAACCGAUGCAGCUGCAUUGCUUCUAACAUUUGUAGGAGUUGGCAGCUUAAUUGGCAGGAUCAACAUCGGCUGGAUACUGGACAAGAAUUUCCUUCGGGUCGAAUUCAGUUACUGCUGGGCUUUAUUCAUCUGCUCUAUAUCAACUUAUGUUACGCCGAUUGUUGUAGGAUACUGGCUGUUAUCAGUGAUGUAUAUACUUCAAGGGAUGUCUUGUGGUGCAGCAAUGGUUAUGAUCAUGCUGCUCCCUCGAAUUUUCGUGAAACCAGAGGAAAUCACUGCGUCCAUGGCAUUGGUGAUGUUCGCUUGGGGUAUUGGCGAAAUAUCUGGUGGCUUUAUGGCAGGGUAUUUUUAUGACUCGCUUGGAAGUUACGACUACUCAUUUUAUGCCGCUGGAACAGCAAUGGCCAUCGCAUCAUUGCUGACACUUGUUUUAUACUUCUUGCAAAGAGCGAUUGAAAAAAGACGUCACUCACCAGCAAAAGAUGACAACGUCGACUUUGUCGAAGCUGGAUUGAACACGAUGGAUGCCGAAGAUGAAGAUACCAAAGCGAGUUUCGAGGAUGGAGGUGUUGGUAAUCCAAGUUUCUUCACCACAGAACAUUUGGCUUUGGGAAAUGUACAGUAUGGAUAUGAAAAAAGUGGAACAAUUUUGUCUGAGCGUAAAAAAACGAGCGAAGAUAAUGAAUGUACAAAUCUGAAAAGUUACCUUGGCAAGAUAGUGCCUGAAGAGAAAGUGAGAGAAGUUGAAAUAGUUUGUUCUUACAGUCAAGAUGAGUCUGACGAACUAGACAGUACCAACUUAACUAUGUGUGUUAAAGAUGUGACCAUUGAAAUAGGUUCAGAAUAUGAUUUUGUUGAAGACAGAAGUUGUCACAAUGAUAACAAUUGUGCGCAGAGUGAUGAUACCAUACACUCGACUCAUAAACCUAAACUUGAAAUUGAAAAUAAUACUGACAACACACUGCCUACCAAAGAGUCUAAUUGCUCACAAGGCUUAAGCUUUUAUGGAAAAGAUCUGUCACAAUCUUCAACAAAAUCAGAUUCUGAACUAAGUGAGGAUUCAGGCAUUGAUAACCCCAUGUACUCUUCGGAUUUUCCAAAAGAACAGAACGCUACUAUAAUAACGCAAACUUAACUUAGGAUUAGUUUAGGGUAAAUUACAGACACGAAAGAGAACACAUUUAACUUCACUUGCAAACUUUAGUUCCAGACCUGCGAUAGACGCGAACAUUAUGUACAAUUUAUGGCAUAAAAUUGUAUCAUUUAGCGAUUACUUUCAGUCAAUAAUAUUUACCGAUUGUCUCAACUCUUAUUUACAUUCACGGUCCUUAAAACCAAUAAUAUCUUAAAUCUGCUGUUAGUUUCGAUUAUCUGCAUAGUGCAUUGUGUGAUGGGUUGUUUGUAUCAAAAGAAAUGCUUACUUAACUUUAUUUUUGAAAUAGUAUGCAGUUUGUUGCCUGACGUUUUUAUGUUGAGUCUUCAGCGCCCAGGCUUCCCAUUUAGACAUUUUGAAAGUUGUAAACAUGAUCGAUG
Asterias rubens (European starfish) is the source of this 2557-nucleotide messenger RNA. Its product is annotated as monocarboxylate transporter 5-like. The record is from RefSeq and is a predicted model, not a curated record. The transcript has 4 exons. Gene Ontology annotation, molecular function: monocarboxylic acid transmembrane transporter activity. Lineage: Eukaryota; Metazoa; Echinodermata; Asteroidea; Forcipulatida; Asteriidae. Gene Ontology annotation, biological process: transmembrane transport; monocarboxylic acid transport. The coding region runs from base 39 to 2159 and encodes 706 amino acids.